UACAGGUUGAAACCCACCGACACCAAGAUCAUUUUCAUGGUGCUAGAGUUGUUGGUCAUGAUUCAAGCCUAGCCACUAGUCUCCUUCUCACCCUUGAUCUUUUUCAUAAUAUUAAAGUCUCUUCUUCCCCCUAUAUUUGAAUUAGAAGCGUCCUCUUCUCUGCCCUUAGGUUGGCUGAAGUUCCUGAACCGAAGACAGGUGAAAUAUACUAACAAAGCACGCCAAAGAUGAGCCAAAGAAAUGGCAACGCACCCAAGCUCGACCUGAAGCUGAACCUAUCACCACCAAGGGCUAACCCUAUAGUGGAGUCACCAAGCCGAUCAGCGACAGUGUCACCAACAUCACCACCAAGCUCAUGUGUGUCAUCAGAAACGAACCCAGAACCAGAAUCUAACAGCCCUGAGGCUACUUCGAUGGUGCUUGUGGGAUGCCCUAGGUGCCUCAUGUAUGUGAUGCUCUCAGAGGAUGACCCUAAAUGCCCCAAAUGCAAGAGUACUGUGUUGCUUGAUUUCCUGCAUAACAACACUGUGCAGUCCAAGAACAGUUGAAAAACAUUAUAGGGCUUCCUUCUGCUGAUUCUGCUGCUAUUAGGACUAGUAAACUUUCCUAUAUUCUCCAGGUAGUGCUACUUGGGCUCCAGUUUUUUGCAUCUCCAUUCCUUGCAAGAAUACUGCAGGAAAUGGAGAAAUUUAGAAGGGGCUUGGAGCCCAAGUAGCACUAUAUCCUCUAUCCCUCUUUCUCUCAUAUAUUUUAUUUCUAACCUUUUUCUAGUCAUAGAACAAAGAAUAGGAGCUGUUUGGACUUAGAGGUAGUAUCUGCGUGUUUUUUUUCGUUUCAGCUUUCUUCCCUCUUUUGCAGAAGACAAUGUAAUCGUGUUCCUUGCAGCAGCCAAAUAUUCCUAUGAAUGUUAGGUACUUUAUGAUUUUAUCC
Molecule: messenger RNA, 930 nt
Organism: Manihot esculenta (cassava)
Lineage: Eukaryota; Viridiplantae; Streptophyta; Magnoliopsida; Malpighiales; Euphorbiaceae
Product: protein GL2-INTERACTING REPRESSOR 1-like
Exons: 2
Coding region: 228-548 (106 amino acids)
Source: RefSeq, a predicted model, not a curated record